AUGGGUACUUUAUAUGAGAAUAAUAAUGUGCCGAUCAAUGAAGACAAUAAGUAUGAUCGACCAGCUAAAUUUGCCCCGACAGAGAAAGAAAAUCAUUCAUCGAAAACAACGCUAAUAUUUUCACUUAAUGAAGAAGUGGGUGCUUUAGCAAAAGCAUUGCACGUAUUCGAAAAACAUGGUAUCAAUUUACUUCGUAUUGAAUCACGAUUAUCUCGUCAAAAUAAGACUGAUCAUGAAUUUUAUGUUGAAUGUGAUAAUACUAUGGGUUCUGUAACUGAUGCUAUUAAACAAUUACGCGAAGACUCAAAAUAUCUUCAUGUACUUUCACAAGCUCAUAAUACAUUGGAUGAAUCAACACCUUGGUUUCCACGAAAAAUACGUGAUCUUGAUCAAUUUGCAAAUCGUGUUCUUUCAUAUGGAGCUGAACUUGAUGCUGAUCAUCCUGGUUUUCGUGAUGUACUCUAUCGAAAACGUCGAAAAGAAUUUGCUGAUAUUGCUAAUCAAUAUCGUCAUGGUCAACCAAUACCACGUGUUACCUAUAAUGAACAAGAGAUUGUAACAUGGGCUACUGUUUUUCGUGAAUUAACACAACUUUAUCCAACACAUGCAUGUAAAGAAUUUAAUAAUGUACUUCCAUUACUUAUUGAUAAUUGUGGUUAUAAUGAAUCAAACAUUCCACAAUUAGAAGAUGUUUCACUAUUUCUUCAAGAUUGUUCUGGUUUUCGACUUCGACCAGUUGCUGGUCUUUUAUCAUCACGUGAUUUUCUUGCUGGUUUAGCUUUUCGUGUAUUUCAUUCAACGCAAUACAUUCGCCAUCAUAGUGUACCUAUGUAUACACCUGAACCUGAUGUUUGCCAUGAAUUACUUGGUCAUGUACCGCUUUUUGCUGAUCCAGAUUUUGCCGAAUUUAGUCAAGAAAUUGGCAUGGCUAGUUUAGGCGCACCUGAUGAAUAUAUUACUCGUUUAGCAACAUUGUAUUGGUUUACUGUUGAAUUUGGUCUAUGUUUGGAAAACAAUGAAAAAAAAGCUUAUGGAGCUGGAUUGUUAUCAUCUUUUGGUGAAUUACGAUUGUAA
Rotaria sp. Silwood2 is the source of this 1074-nucleotide messenger RNA. The record is from the annotation of a GenBank genome assembly. NCBI's taxonomy places the organism in Eukaryota, Metazoa, Rotifera, Eurotatoria, Philodinida, Philodinidae.